CCCGACCCUGCAGGACUUGGCAAACUCCUACCUCCGCUCCCAAUAGUUUUCCCCAGACUCCUCCCUCCUGGUCCCCCAUCCUUCUCACUUUGCAGAAUUCAUUGCUUCUUCCAACACCUUUUUGCAACACACCAGAGCUCUGAGUCCCUUAGCUGAAUUCUACUUUUGUUUUUAUUUCUCUCUCGCUGCCUUUUUUUUGCCCAUCUCAUCUGAUGCCUCUGCCAGAGCGAAAGGAAUAAAUAGAGCCUGCCUCGCCCAAAGGCUUAGACGCCUGGGAAGAGCAGCCAGCGCGGAAAGGACCGGGCUCCGCCAAGCGCGUGGACCGGACCGGAGGACUUGGACCCAAGCGAGCUGUGAUUUUCCUAGGGGACAGCUCCCAGGUCGUUGUGCUCACUCCCGGAGUGCAGGAGACCGCAGCCCCGGCUGCGCCUUGUCCCAUCCUGCCGGGAUCAUGGUCUGCGGCAGCCCGGGACGGAUGCUGCUGUUACGGGCUGGGAUGCUGGUCCUGGCUGCCCUCUGCCUGCUCCAGAUCCCCGGAGCUCGGGCAGCAGCCUGUGAGCCCGUCCGCAUCCCCUUGUGCAAAUCCCUGCCCUGGAACAUGACCAAGAUGCCCAACCACCUGCAUCAUAGCACCCAGGCUAACGCCAUCCUGGCCAUCGAACAGUUCGAAGGUCUGCUGGGCACCCACUGCAGCCCGGAUCUGCUGUUCUUCCUCUGCGCCAUGUAUGCACCCAUCUGCACCAUCGACUUCCAGCACGAGCCCAUCAAGCCCUGCAAGUCGGUGUGCGAGCGCGCCCGGCAGGGCUGCGAGCCCAUCCUCAUCAAGUACCGCCACUCGUGGCCAGAGAGCCUGGCCUGCGAAGAGUUGCCGGUGUACGACCGUGGCGUGUGCAUCUCUCCCGAGGCCAUCGUCACCGCUGACGGAGCGGAUUUUCCUAUGGAUUCUAGUACUGGACACUGCAGAGGGGUGAGCACCGAGCGCUGCAAAUGUAAGCCCGUCAGAGCCACACAGAAGACCUAUUUCCGAAACAACUACAACUACGUCAUCCGGGCUAAAGUCAAAGAGGUAAAGACAAGGUGCCACGAUGUGACUGCCGUCGUGGAGGUGAAAGAGAUCCUAAAGGCAUCUCUGGUGAACAUCCCCAGGGAUACCGUGAACCUCUACACCACCUCUGGCUGCCUGUGCCCCCCACUUCACGUUAACGAGGAAUAUGUCAUCAUGGGCUAUGAAGAUGAGGAACGCUCCAGGUUACUCUUGGUGGAAGGCUCUAUAGCUGAGAAGUGGAGGGAUCGGCUGGGUACGAAAGUCAAGCGCUGGGAUAUGAAACUCCGCCAUCUUGGCCUGGGGAAGACGGAUGCUGGUGAUUCCACUCAGAGUCAGAAGUCUGGCAGGAACUCUCAUCCCCGGCCAGCGCGCAGCUAAGUCCUGAAAUGCAGAAGGCCACACCAUGGACUCCCUGCUAAGACUUGCAUUGCUGGACCUAGCAAGGGAAAACUGCAUGAUUGCACUCAUUGACGUAUUGUUUACUACAGAUACCGUGUGGCAACUGGCGUUACUUCUGCGUCCUCUCUGCUUCUUAAUGGCCCGUGCUAGAUCCUUAGAUCUGUCAAAUACCAUUUUACUAAUCACGGGGAAACUGUUCUUUCUCGACAGUAAUAGUAAAUUAGGCAUGCUGAUGCCAAGGUCUUUGUACCAGUCCCCAGGCAUCGGUUUCCUGUUCUGUAUCCAGAUUGAGAAUGCAAAUAUUGGAUGUAAUGAGAGAUUUGUGGCAAUAUCGAAAGCCAGACAUUGCUGUAAGACCGGCCCUGCUGGUGCACGCCCAGCCUUGUUUUUGUAUGCCUGUUGGGCAUUUCCCUCAUGCUAUGGGAGUCCUAGAUGUUUAUUAAAGGUAGCAUGGCAGCUGGAAAUUAAAUCCUGCCCAUGCAGACAGCACAGCACCAGGAAGCAUUUAUGAGGAAAUGACACCCAGCAUGAAUAGUUCUCAAGAUUGGCAGGAAGCAAAACAAAGAGUGUCAGGAGCCAAGGGAAGACGAUUUUGCCUGUCUAAGAAGCAUUCUGGAACCAGUAGCCCUUGGGCCAUUAACAGCGGUGUUCUCUCUUUUGGUGAUGUGUUUGGUUUGUGCAUAACUAUAUUAAUGGGCAUUAGAGAAAGCCUUAUAGCUAGACACCUGCCAUUAUCACCAUAGCUCUGCUUCCUUCUAAAUAAAGACUUAUAGCUAGACACCUGCCAUUAUCACCAUAG
This is a messenger RNA of Microtus ochrogaster (prairie vole), 2243 nucleotides long. RefSeq names its product frizzled related protein (gene Frzb). NCBI's taxonomy places the organism in Eukaryota, Metazoa, Chordata, Mammalia, Rodentia, Cricetidae. The record is from RefSeq and is a predicted model, not a curated record. Gene Ontology annotation, cellular component: cytoplasm. Gene Ontology annotation, biological process: canonical Wnt signaling pathway; non-canonical Wnt signaling pathway. Gene Ontology annotation, molecular function: Wnt-protein binding.